Messenger RNA from Amphibalanus amphitrite, 5253 nucleotides. RefSeq lists its product as uncharacterized. NCBI's taxonomy places the organism in Eukaryota, Metazoa, Arthropoda, Thecostraca, Balanomorpha, Balanidae. The record is from RefSeq and is a predicted model, not a curated record. The transcript has 27 exons. The coding region runs from base 1 to 4584 and encodes 1527 amino acids.
AUGGCGGGACCGUGGCUGGCGCUCAUCACCCUAGGGUGGUGGGUGAGCGCGGCGGCGGCCGUGGCGCCCGACGUGUUCCCUUUGGACGCGUGUCCGGCCGGAGACAUAGCCACCGGACCGGACGGCUUUCACUGCAGCAGUCUGCCGGUCGAGUUCACCACCGACGGCAUUUAUCACAUGAGACAGAGCUCCGGAGAGGUGAUCCAGGUCUACUGUGACAUGAGCGGGGGUCGGUGGAACGAGAUCAUGCGCCGCGGCGUCGACUCUGAGCUGACCCCGGUCGCCCCGGCCGAUCAGCUGUCGUUUGCCGGCUCUCCAGGCUCGACUGACUUCGAUCAACUGUACGGAGACCUGCACUCGGAGUUCUUUGUCGGUAAAACAGACUUGGGACGAUUUGCAACCGAUUCCUCCCUUCGCACGGAGCUGAUGGUGGAGGUAGAGACCACGGAUGACGAGUACUAUUUUGCCAUUUUCAAAGUGGCCUCGCUCCAGCCGAUCGAAGUUAAAGGAUACUUUCUCGGCAAUGCCGGAGCGGGGCUGUUCGACACCUUGAACACCCACAGUUUCAACGGGGAGUGCUCGGAGGCCUGGUACGCCGACGACUGCACCCUCCUGAGCACGGUCGAUCGUCCGCACCUGACCCGUCCCCUGGACGGGGCGCCUCGAGCUGACGGCUCCUGGGACUGGCCCACCGUGCAAAAACCACUCAAGAGGAUCAGCAUGAAGGUGCGAGUCAACAAAGGCGAAUUCUGCACGCGGGGCGCCGAGCUUUCACUGGCCCUGAGCCCGCAAAAGCUGCUGGAGCUCAAUGCGGACCUCACGAUGUCUCCGUCCAUCACCACCGCCGAUGUGGCCGGCACGUCUGCGAUGGCCACCAAUGUCACCAUCACCUGUCGGGACCCGAGCAAGGUGAUCAUAACAAAGGACCAGUACCAGAUAAACGACUACUCAGCUCAGUCAAGCUCGAAGACCUUCAUUUGCAGAGCUCCUUCACAGAAUGCGAUGUUUGAUGAUUUACCUGUCGCCGCAGACGCCAUCUGUAUGACUCCCUGUCCGGCCGACUACACGCUGGUGGCGCCCACUGAAUGGACGGUGGGCGCCAUCACGGACACGGUGAACCGGCUCUCCUGUCUGUCGCCCGUGGUGGACCGGCCCGGCCUGGGACCCUACAAGGCGGCCCAGCUUUGCGGCCAGCGCGGCGAGCAGCUACUCGACUUCCCCGUGCCCAAAGACCGACUCAACAACCCGAGCGGAUUCAGCCUCAUCACGGCUAUGCACUACAGCAAGGAUCCGCAAGAUAACGUGAUGAAAAUUCGCGACUUGAGAGGCACCUUCAUGCCCAGUCACCAGUUCGAUUCGGGCGCCGCCCCCGGGGACUACAGCAACGGGGACCGAUGUGUGGCCCUGUAUGAAGACCCAGCCGUCGACCCACCCGGAACGAUGGUUCGCCAUUCGGAAUGCUACAACACCGAGCAUCGUUUUGUCUGCAUGAAAAACGUGGGUUGCGACGCAGAGCACUUCUUUCACGAAGGCUUCUGCUAUAACCUGCUGAUCGCCUCGUCUGUGAAGGAUCAUAUGGACGACUGUUACCCGGACCCUAAGAACGUUGGCGGUCGCAACGGGAUGCCGGCAGUGCCGACUUCAUCCCUGCUGACAGCUCUGGCCGCCCGGCCGGACAACCCCGACCUGCCCGUGGCCGUGGGCGUCUACCGACGUCAUGACGGCUUCUUCAUGAUGGACGAGCCCAUUGCGGACACGGAUAUUACCAUCAGUGACCCGGCCGAGCUGUGUGCCGUGCUUGACAUGACUGCCGGCGCCCUCACAUCCAUGGCCUGCAACGAGAACACGGUGCGCCCGGCGCUCUGCCAGUACCCGGGGCUGCCGCAGAAAGAAUGUCCCACGGUGAUGAAGCUCAAAUACCCCUCAUCGGUGGAAGCUGGAAGCGGUAAUCCGAACUCGCACAAUCAAGUCUCAACAGUAACAGCUGCGAACGGUUACAAUUUCUACGAGCAACAGUUUUCCCAUACGUUAGAGUACAAGUGCCUCGGUUUGAUGGAGGAUUGGGAGCUGCAAACAAAUCUGGACUCCCUGACAGUCCAGGACGUGAGCCACUGGGCACCGGCUGAAGUUCUCGCAUGCACCACGGAUGAUCAGAGUGGGUACCCGGCCAAUUCCAACUUCAGCCAGGCCGGCCCGCACCUGAUACACGCCUGUCGCUUCCCACUGCAAACGGCCAACUUCGAGACUGACCAGCAGCAAACCUGCAACCACGCCAACUACCUGUACGAAGGAGCUGUCAUAGACUGUGACCAAUGCAUGAUGAACCCGCUGGCGCCCCAUAGCGACAUGACGCUGACGAGCGACUGGGACAGCGUGGCCCGCACUCUGGGCACCGUCGUGAACUACUCCUGCUCCGCGGGACUGACUACCGUCAGCGGCGACAUGGUGCAGCAACAAACGUGCACUCUGGACGGAUGGGCGGGCGACAUUGUGCAGUGUGACACCUGCGAGUGGUUGCCGAGCUUCAACGCCAGCAGCGGCGUCAACAUCAGCGUGACGGGCGGCAUGCAGUUCGGCGGUCUGGUGGAGAUGGCGUGCCUGCCCGGUCUGGAGGCCGCCGACGGCUCCGUCUUCAGCUCGGCCAUCUGCACGCCAGACGCAUGGAAUCUCUGUCACACCAACUUCAGUUGCGACUUCUGUCACGGCCCACCGCUGAACCACACUGUGCCGGCGUACGUGUCCGGCCACGACUGGGACGGCUCGACGCGCAUCCAGGGCACCGUGGUCACCUACACGUGCGAGGGCGCCACGGUGACGGCCUCGGGCCUGCAGGAGCAGUACCAGAACUGUACCGACCUCGGCUGGGUCGGCGAGAUCUCCGACUGCGGCGUCUGUGCCGGGGAUCCGAUGAACGCUACGGGCGCCGCCAGUCGCCGGUGGGACGGCACGCGCACAGUCGGCGCGGCGGCCUGGUACCACUGCGCCGCCGGCACGGCCACAGCCGACGGCGCCACGCUGCAGAACCAGACGUGCACCACAUCGGGCUGGGAAGGAACCGUCCUCCUCUGCGACACCUGCAUUGGCGAGCCGGUCAACGUCACUGGGAUGACCACCAUCACAAGCAGCUUCACUGGGGACCGCCAGAUCGGCGACCAGGUGACCUACACGUGCCAGGCGCCGCUGACGACCAGUGCCGGCCAGCAGCUGCAGACAGUCAACUGCACCGACCAGGGCUGGCUCGGAGACGUGCUGCCCUGCGAAGUGUGCCCGCCUCCGCCGGCCGGGAACCAUUCCACCAUUCGGCAUAUGGACACCUCUGGCAACUUUGGCGACCGGCUCGGCUCCAGCAUCACCUACCACUGCAACCACCACCUGUACACGGCCGAGGGACACAACCGGAUCCAGGCGGUCUGCGAGGCGUCCGGCUGGACCGUCUGCGAGCCGGAGAUAGAGUGCAACUUCUGCGCUGACCUGGGCGACGUGUCGCAGUACGGCGGCACGCUCACCUGGGACUACACGGGCGUCAGAGAGGUGGGCACGGUGGUGACGCUCACCUGCGGCACCGGACUGGCCACGCCCGAGCUCAACACCACGCAGACGCUCACCUGUGGCCUCAACGGCUGGAACCGGGCCGUGCCCUGCUCAGUCUGCACGGACCCGGCGCCGACGCCUCCGGCCUCUCUGGAACCCAACGUCACCUGGACGCUCGGUGACCCGACCGCCAUCUACACGUGCCUGGAGUCGAAAAAGUUCGCCUGGGGUCUGACCACAUUCGAGAUGACGUGCUCGCCCACCGGCUGGCCGUGUGUGCCAGAGUGCGAAUACUGCGCCGGGUCGCCGGACCCUCCGGCCGGCGUGUACCCCACGGACGUGUUCUACAAUCCGGGCGGCCAGGCCACCUACCAGUGCAGCGCCAACAUGCAGACGGCGCUCAACGACACCGUGCAGACGCUGACCUGUGUGGAGACCGGCUGGGAGGGCGACCUGCUGCCCUGUGACGUUUGUAUCGGUGAGGUGACGGCCCCGAGUCCCGGUCAGAACCGCAUCUGGUCCGGCAACAACACGGUCGACACCAUCGUCACCUACGAGUGUGUGCCCGGCAUGGAGACGGAGGAGGGCACUACGUAUCAGACCCGCAACUGCACCACCGACGGCUGGACGCCGCCGCCGCUGCCGUGUGACCUGUGCAAUUUGGCGCCGGGACCGCGCCACUACAUGAGCCGCGACUGGAGCGGCAACCGCACCGUCAACAGCACAGCCACAUACACCUGCCACGGCAACCUGACCACGAUGGCCAACGAGACUGAGCAGACCAUCACGUGCACAGAGACCGGCUGGAGCGCCCCCGUCCAGCCCUGCGCCAUGUGCAAGGACCCGAUCCCGGACGCCGGCAACUCCACGGAGCGCAACAUGACCUCGAGGGUGGGCUGGCGGCUACCGGGUGCCACUGUGGAGUACCUGUGCUCCACGGGCGCCGUGCAGACGGUGACGUGCACGGGCAGCGGCUGGGAGCCCGAGGUGCUGCCGCCCUGCUGUUUGUCGAGGUCAUCAUCUGGCCUUCUUCGUCCUGGUGGACACCGCUAAAAGCCCUGCUGCGGGCGGCCUUCCACUGGCAAGCUGGCACGUCCUCCCGGCUUCAGGAAUGCGGGAUGGAGGACACCCUAAACGCGAAUAGGGGCAUCAGCUCCCAGCCGUCUUAUCGGGAGUUGAUGUUCCCUCAAUGUAAGGGAAUGGAAUAAAUGGAAUGAUGUUCCACCAUUGAGUGAAAAACGGAGAAACCGCUGUCGACAACGCAGAUGAAAAUCAUCUGUUUUAUGGCUGUGAAUUUUGUGCUGUUUUAUUUUUGUGUUGGGAUCAAGGCUGGGAUUGAUGUUAAUACCCACCACCAGCAAAUGUAACUAAAUGUGUCAGACUCUAGUGUUUGCACAUAUUUAUCAAACCGUAGCAUGGUAGCAUAGCUAUAUCGUUUAACGAUGCGAUGACGAACGAUCCCCUAUCUUUCGUGUAAAUGAAUUAAAUACUGGGAAAUAAGACAAUAACUAGGCACCAAAAGCGUCGAACAGUGGACACUUUCACCGCACGUGAGCCUAGGGCUUCUCAAAUCCUCAGCAUACUCGUGUCGCGCUGUACAUACAUAAACCAAGUUAGUGUCGCGGGACACUAUUCCUCAUGUCAGAUGAGUUGUGAAAGGUGGCCGUGAUUUCCUGCAAUAUGCCGCUUUUUAUCAGUCUGAAUACAUGUUAAGACCGGCAA